Bactrocera tryoni is the source of this 1493-nucleotide messenger RNA. RefSeq lists its product as uncharacterized. Gene Ontology annotation, cellular component: transcription regulator complex; nucleus. Gene Ontology annotation, biological process: regulation of transcription by RNA polymerase II. The record is from RefSeq and is a predicted model, not a curated record. Lineage: Eukaryota; Metazoa; Arthropoda; Insecta; Diptera; Tephritidae. The transcript is spliced from 5 exons. The coding region runs from base 300 to 1109 and encodes 269 amino acids.
UUGUUAAGGUGAAAUAAUUAUUCAGCUUAAAUAAGCUUUGUCUAAUAUUUUAAUUUGAUAAAAAAUAUUAUUAAAGAUUACGAUAAUUUUUACAAUUAUUAACUAAACUUCAUUAUAAAAGCGGUCAUGGAAAAUAUGUUAAAAUCGAUCUAUGUCUAUAUUUUGCAAUAAACGCCGCAGUAAAAAAAUUAAUAAAACGUGACAAAGAACAAUAUAAAAAUAGGAAAAAUAUACAUACAAAUUGUUUUAUAAAAUAUUGAUUUUGAGUAACACUUGGGGGGCUUGUAACAAAAAAAUUAAUGGCUGGAAGACGGAAACGUGGACGCCCACGUCGCGGCGAAGGAUCCGCGCUUGAUGAUAUCGAUGUACUGCUUGCACGUGAAUUUCAACAAAGACCAGCAUUUUAUGAUCGCAAUCAUCCUCAAUAUAGGAAUAGAGAUUACUUGGAAGGAAUGUGGAUGGAUAUGGCCGAAAGUGUGGGACAAAAUGUUGCUAUAGUAAAAAAUCGUAUGGUUCAACUACGCAAUCGUUAUAACUUGGAAAAACGUCGAGUGGAGAUGUUACAGGACCAAUAUAACGAUCCAAGUAUUACAUCGCAAUGGCCAAUGUAUAAUUAUUUAACAUAUUUAGGUGAUCACAUAAAAGCUCGUCGAUCGUUUACUAAAGAAGUAAUUGUAAGACCAAAAUCGGCACCAUUUUCGAAUUCAAGCAUAAGACCUGUGCGUUUUGCUUAUUGCAGUGAUACUGAUGGAUGCGAUGAAGCGAAUCCUUAUCCACCAACCCCUCCGGUUGCUGCUCCGCCAGAGAGGCAAUUAAGAACAGAUUUAUCCAAUAAUGCAAAUGAGCCAAAUAAUAAUUCAAACUAUCAUGAAAUGAGACCGUCAAGUCCCGACAAACAAAUAGAUAACAGCCAUAAUGUUAAUCCAAACUUGUGCAAGUUUACUGCUUUUGGGCAGUUUUUAACUUCAUCAUUGAUUGAAAUGAAUCAAAAGGACGCUUUGUUAUUGGUAGAGAAGUUCACCACUGAUUUAGUAAAAUCAUUACUACUUGAAACACAUAAUAAAUCACCGGAUGUACAAAUGGAAGUUGUUGUAAAUGGACAUAAUUGAUAAAGAGUAUAUUCUGUUUUUAUUCGUGUAUAUAUGUAAGUUUUGUUUUACUAUUAUAAUUAUGUAUCUCUAAGCAUUUCAACUAAUUUUAGUACUUGUCUACUUUCUUCUGGAUUUAGAGUAAAUGAAUAGUAUUAAGGGUACAUCAUAAUAAUAGUUUUUUGCAUGUACAGAAUUGCACCAUAUUUUAGAAAUGAAUAAAAUGGUCAGUUUAUUUUUAAAGAAGACAGCACACAACAGAUCUACGCUACUGUAGACUUUUAACGUUCAUUUUUAUUUAAAAUAAGAAAAUUUUCCGUUUUAAAAUGUAUGUAUGUCCGCAAAACCAUUUGGUGUAACAUUUGUUAACAAGAAAUUAAAAUAAAAAUUAGAUCUUUUAAUUAA